Triticum aestivum (bread wheat) is the source of this 623-nucleotide messenger RNA. RefSeq lists its product as uncharacterized. The transcript is spliced from 2 exons. The record is from RefSeq and is a predicted model, not a curated record. Lineage: Eukaryota; Viridiplantae; Streptophyta; Magnoliopsida; Poales; Poaceae. The coding region runs from base 86 to 454 and encodes 122 amino acids.
CACACGCACACACACACACACACAUUCCCAUCGACAAUCAUAGAACAUCACGUCAGUGCCUAGUAGUGUUGCAUCAGAGGAAAGGAUGGAGAAGCACACGAUCCGGAUUGUUGCGCUCGCCCUGUUAUCUGUACACCUCCUAUGCUCCGCCACCAUAGCGCAAUGCCAAACCAUCACGGCCGGCGUGGACAACGACGAUAUUCCUGAAGUGAGCUAUAGUUGCAAGAAAAAGUGCUCCUUCUUCAAUUGUUGCGCAUGUUGUAUUCUUACUGACUGGUGCCACACAACUUUCCCAAGGUGCGCUAGAAACUGCGGGGAACCCUUCUCGCAUUCUGAUGAAAUGCUAGCCGCGGCGACGGUGACCUCCGAAACUAUGCCGACCAGGUCUGCAGUACACACAGAUAUCUUCAUGCGAGGCGUCGUCCCAAAUGAGUUCGGCAAUUGUCGUGUUUAGUAUAGCAUCGUUGCGGUGACCCCUGCCCCUCUACCCGUCUAGGCGAAUUCAUUUACUUGUCCCUUAAGGCAAUUGUAAUGCGUGAUGUGUGGAGAAAUAAGUGUGCAAUAUCCUAAAUAGCUGUUGUAGUUUUAUUUGUCAUAUUUUGUUUGAAAUUUUUUAUUUCCAA